UAUGUUUGUAAUAUUAUUGUGGGUAGUAUUUUUUAUUUUGUUCUUAUUGGAUUUUGUCUUGUAAUUUAAUGCACCAGCAAAUCGGUUUCUAUUUUAAUUUUGGGUUUUCUUUUUUCUACCAGAAACCGCCUGUAGGUGGCUUGUGAGUUUACACUCUGGUUAAGACAGCAGAGAAAAAAAUUGGAGCAGAAAAAGGAACCGUAGCUGGCUGUAGCACGUUGUGCUGAGCUAUUGCACGCUAAAAGAAAAGAAAGCGAGAUAUAUAAUCAAUUCUGAUUAAUUCUAGUAAUGAUUGACAGAAGAGAAGAUAAGUGACCCGAUCCUUGCAGUUAAAUUUCUUUUUGCUGUGAUUUUCUCCGGUUGGUUUUUUUUCCCCCUCCGAACCACAUUCAACUUGGAAUACUCCAGCUGCAUACCACCACAGGCCUGGAUUGGGAUGUGCUGAGCUCCAGGUUUCAACCAAAGACCUGGAACUGCUGGAGUCGCUGCCUGCUUUCACACUGGAUUAAGAUAAGAUUUUGGAUCCAAAGAAAUACAUGGCCAUUGAAUUGACAAAGACUUGACUGACUGACUUAAAUUUCAAAUACUGAACUAAAGAAAGGAACUGAACAAUAAGGAAUCUGGACUAAAAGAAAACACACUACCUGAUAAGGGUGGACACUUUAUGUUUAAAGACAAAUGUUACAACAAUGUACUGUUUAAUUUUGUAUUAAAUAGUCUGUUAAAUUUCUUUGACAUUAAGGUUGUUUGUGCUUAUUAUCCUCUUUUUUUGAACUUAGCAAGAAGACUAAUUGUGAAAUCUAAAUUUCUCAACUUACCCGUUAGUAAGUUACACAAAUUGGUUACAUAAGUGGCGAGCCAGCCAGGAGGAUUUUAUGCUAUAAACAACCAUUAUAAAGAGUUGCUAAGUAAACAUUGUGAUUUUGAUGAUAACCAGGAAAAAUAUGGCUUCUGUUGUUGACGUUGGGAGAGAGUUUGGUGUAAAUGCCAGAAAAUCCAUUCUUCUGAAGGGCAUACUUGAUAAUGACACAGAUGAAGAUAUUUCAGAGGUUGUAUCAUUAUAUGGCAGCGUCAGUAAAAUAGUGAGACUUGAAGACUUUCAAGUGAUUGUUGAGUUUGACUCAGAAGAGUCGCUAAAGCUUAUCAACUUUCCUUCUGUAAUACAGUGUCCUAAGAACCCGGUCUCAAAAUGGUGUUUGGAUAGAGUUGAGGUUUUAACUACCCCCACACUGUCCCCCCCAGCCAUUGACGAAAACCCCGAAGCCACAUGUUCCUUUAAAACUGUGCAGAAUGAACAGGGUAGCUCAGAUAGUACUGGUAGUGAAUCAGACAGCAGUGGAUCAUCUAUUAUAUUCAGUCCUCAAAAAUCACAACCUCCACCCAGUAAGCCAUUAAAAUCUGUCCCCAAACCGCAAGGUGAAACAGAAAAGCUUAAGAGGACAAGUAAGGGAAAGGCAGUACGACCAAAAGAACAAGCCAAGGGCACCACCACAAGCCUAGACUCUGACAUUUUGAACCCACCAGAUGUCCAACGAAUAAUAGUGGAGCAUGUUAUUAAGAGUGAAGCCUCGACAGGUCUAGGCUCCAAGAGACUACGUUCCUUCUCAGGGAGAGUGCCUAAACCUCCUGGUGAAGUGGAUUUUGAAACAUGGUGUUUACAUGUUGAACUUAUGUUUCAGGAUGGCUAUACAAUGGACAUGCAGCGACGACUGAUACUGGAGAGUUUACUGUCACCCGCAGCAGACAUUGUAAAACAACUGGGCUCUCAUUCACCUCCUCAAGACUAUGUAAAACUUCUCCAGUCAGCCUAUGGUCUUGUUGAGGAUGGGGAGGAGAUCUUUGCCAAGUUUCUCAGUACUCAUCAGGACGCAGGUGAGAAAGCAUCUGAAUACAUCCAGAGACUGCAAACCCUCCUUAGCACUGCGGUCAGACGGGGUGGUGUAAGUGGGGCCAAUGCUAAUAGACAACUUUACAAACAGUUUCUGCGGGGUUGCUGGGACCAGACUUUAUUGUUGACCCUGCAACAGAAACUGAGAGGUGAUCUUGCUCCAGAUUUUUCAGAGCUUCUUCUUGAAUUAAGGACGGAAGAAGAAAGAAGAUCCCUUAAAGUAGACAGAAUGCAACGUCACCUUGGAGGAUUUAAAACAAAACCCCUUGCUCAGUUUCAUGGCAUUCUAGAUCCCACCCCCACAACUAAUCAGGACAUAGAUCUAAUGCAGAAAUAUAUAACAGAGACCGAGGACUUAAGGAAACAAGUGGCUGAACUUAAACUACAGUUAACUGAAAAAAGAGCCCAAAGACGAAAAGAAACAUGA
Messenger RNA from Gambusia affinis (western mosquitofish), 2315 nucleotides. RefSeq lists its product as uncharacterized. Bases 927 to 2315 code for a protein of 462 amino acids. Lineage: Eukaryota; Metazoa; Chordata; Actinopteri; Cyprinodontiformes; Poeciliidae. The transcript has 2 exons. The record is from RefSeq and is a predicted model, not a curated record.